GGGACUUGCUGGCGUCGGGCCACACAAGUCACACUGCACCUGCAGGUCGCCGCCUGUCUCCCCGCCUACAGGUAGGGAGCGUCUUCACGCCGAGUCCCGGGACCGCGGCUUCCAGGGCACAUUAGAGCCAGAGUCCUAGACCUUUUAAGGAUGGAGAGAGAAGGCAACAGGGAAACACGAUGGGUUAAAAGGCAGUAGAGCCCUGCACGGCUAAGACCUCAGAAUCUGUCUGGUGACAAGAUAAUUCCAGAAGCAUGAGAAUAUUUACCAUUGCCACAUUCACAGUCUGCUGUCACUUGCUAAGAGCAUUCACCAUCACGGCUCCCAAGGACCUGUACGUGGUAGAACAUGGCAGCAAUGUCACGAUUGAAUGCAGAUUCCCGGUAGAACACCAACUGGACCUGCUCGCCUUAGUUGUCUACUGGGAGAAGGAAGACCGUCCAGUUAUUCAAUUUGUAGAUGGAGAGACAGACCAGCAAGAUAGUAGCUUCCAGGGGAGAGCCUCGUUGCCAAAGGAACAGAUUUUAAAGGGAAAUGCUGGGCUUCACAUCGCGGACGUGAAGCUGCGGGACGCCGGUGUUUACUGUUGCAUGAUCAGCUAUGGCGGCGCAGAUUACAAGCGGAUCACACUGAAAGUCAAUGCCCCGUACCACAAAAUCAACCACAGAAUUUCCAUGGAUCCAACCACGUCUGAGCACGAACUGACAUGUCAGGCUGAGGGCUACCCAGAAGCUGAAGUCAUCUGGACAAACAGUAACAACCAGUCCCUGAGUGGCAAGACCACUGUCACCACUUCCCAGACAGAAGAGAAGUUUUUCAAUGUGACCAGUACUCUGAGGAUCAACGCAACAGCCAAGGAUGUUUUCUACUGUACGUUUUGGAGAUUACAGUCAGGGGAAAACUACACCGCUGAGUUGAUCAUCCCAGAACCACCUGCAGAAUUUCUCCCAAAUAAGAGGACGCACUGGGGACUUCUGGGAGCGCUUCCGCUGUUCCUUGUAUUCCUCUUCUUCUGCGUAAGAAAACGAGUGAAAACUCUAGAUGUGGAGAAAUGUGGCUUUGAAGACACAAAGUCAAAACACCAAAACGAUACACAGUUCGAGGAGACGUAAGCAUCACGGAAUCCUCUGAUCUUCGAGGCGGGAUUGGCAGUCUGUGGUCUGUGAAUGAAGGGGCCCUUGGGAUGUGGGUCCAAGGACUCGAAAUGGAACCUGGGAAGAGAAGAAAACGGAGAAAAAGGGAACCUGGGAAGACAAGAGAAGAGAGAAAAAGGCGAAACUGGGACAAAGGACAUUUCUGCAGGAGACACCAACAAGCAAGUUACCCAUUAAUCAUCUUGGAAAAGUGGGCUGAGAACCCCUGGCUCAACAUCUGGCCCUUGCAGAAGUGCCCUUUCCCUCCACUCGGUGCCUGGAUGGGCGGCGGAGUCACAAGUGUUGAAGGAUGAGUGUUCCUAUUUAUUUUGAGUGUGUGUAUGCUUGUUGUGGGAGUGUGGCUGUGCGUGAUGCGCUCUAAAGACAUAAUAGAUGUUAACAUACGUCACCAGACUCUACUGCUGAUUAUCAUCCUGUCCACAGGCAGAAAAGCAUGCGCACGUGUGAGGUGCUCGGUGUCCUCUGUGACUGCUGGUGUGAGCGGGACACACGGAGAACACAUGCUUGGUUCCACAGGGCUCUUGCUAUUCGACUUGAAUCAUCUUUAUUCUCAGUCCUUGAGGCUCUGUGGUAGCAAUUGUUCCGUUGAAGUGUCAGCUUUACAAGUGUCUGAUACUGCAUGCAACAGUCUCAUUUCAUCUCCAUAGCAACAACCCUCAGGGUAACCUCUGUUAUAUUCCCUUCCUAGCCCAAGAAGCUGAGCAAUUAAGUAACUUGCCCACAGAAUAACAGCUAUCAGAUUUCUGUCCUUCAGCCACUGUCCUUUCAGGAUACAGUUUGUAGCUAAGAAAUGAAUUUAAAAACUGCUUAAGUAGCAUUGAUUUCACACAGCCUUGUGUACCAUGCUGGCCCUGAGCAUAGAGAUGCAAGCCAGGGUACUGGUUGGAUAUGCAUAUGCUUAAGUUCAAUACUCAAAGCAAUGUUCAUUAACAAGGAGUCUAUAUUUAAAAGACUCUGGAAGUAACUCUUGAGUUCCUUGUCUAGCAUUGGAUUUACAUAUGAUUUGUUACUUUCGCCAUACAAUCUCACAUCCUCCUUGUAAUAUCUAGCAUUGCUUAAAAAUUCUUUUUUCUUUUUCUAUCUAAAUGAUAUUGAGGGUUGGGAGACAGCUCAGUUGUAAAACACUUUCCUCACAAGGUAUAAAACCUCAAGUUUGUCCCCCAGAACCCACAUCCAAAAACAGCUGGGUAUGUCUGCAUGCGUUUCAUCCCAGCACCAGGGAGGCAGAGACAGGCAGAUCCUUAGCUCUCAUUGGCUAGCCUAUCUAGCCUGCUUGAUAAGCGCCAGGCUUAUGAGAGCUGAUACCUCAAAAAAUGAUGUAGACAGUGCCUGAGAAAUGAUGCCUGCACACACACAUGCAACACACAUGCACACGCAUGCACCACACAUGCACACACACAUGUACCAUACAUUUACAUGAACACACAUACAAUCCAAAUACAUAUCAACAGGGUGCUGACUCAGAACGGUCCCAAAGACAAAAUAAAACUCUAUUCCAUCACCCUAGCCCUGCUAACCCCUUCCCAGAAGCAACUGGUGUUGUUCUUUGCACAUAUAUUUUCCCAAAGACGGGUAAUAGGUAGACAUAUAUGUUAGAGUACCUAUAUUUUUCUAAUUCCUAAAUAGUAGCUCACUGUGUAUUUGCUAUAUUUGCCCUUUUUAUUUAAUGUACUGAUCCUUAUGCAGCUGCUGGAACCUACUUAAAGAUCCAAGAAGGGAACUGCCUCCUUUCUAGGGUUUUCCUUCCCAUCCUUCCAUACUGCUUAGGCCAGGCACUGUGUCUGCUCUCCCUACCUGUAAAAUACCAUUUAUAGAGCACUUACUUACUUGCUGACUGAGUUUGUGUUUGGUUUAUUUUGUGUCUGCUCAAAGGGAGGCCAUGAGUCCCCAGGGUGCACUGAAUCAACCCGACACCAAGGAGUCGGUAGCCUUCUCCGUCACUCAGAGAGAUGCAGAUCUGGAGCAGGGCUGGCAUUGCUGUUUUCCCUCUGCUUCUUUUCUUAAACACAGAUGCUCCGCUUGCUCAUUACAGGUUCUCCCUGGAAAUCCCAGCAUUGCUCCUCCUGCUGGUUGCCCUGGACCUACCCUUGUUUCAGGAAAAGCCCCUUAGCUCUGCCUGAACCCUUGAAGGUCACUGCCUCUCAUUGCCACAGGGGCCUCAAAGAUAAUGUUUUCUUGGGGGAGGAGGGGAGAAAGAGCCCAGAGCUUUCUUCCAGUCCUCCUUAGUCCCAUGUCAGGGCUGAAGAAACAGGCCAGGUGCGGUGGUGCAUACAAGUCUCUAAUCCCAGCCUUCGGGAGGAGAGGCAGGCAGAUCUCUGUGAGUUGAGGCCAGCCUGGUCUACAUAGAGUCCAAGCCAGCUAGGGCAACAUAGUGAAAUCCUCUCUCAGAGGUAAGACUGAUGAAUCAGAACCCCCAAGGGAACUCUUCUGUUACCUGUUCACACGUUUAUUUGCAGGAUGAUUCUCAUGACAAUGUUCUGUUUGUAUGAAGUUUAAGAAAAUAUAUAGUCGAGCGAGACUCCACUUACUCACUUUAUUUGAAAUCUUAACACCGUCUCACGGCGUUGGAUUGUAACUGCACUUUAUACUUUUGUGUUGUGGAUCGCCCUAAAUGUAAAUUUAUACUUUAUACUUUUGUGUUGUGGAUUGCCCUAAAUGUAAAUUUUAUUUUGCAUCUAAUUGUCAUUGUGUUGCAUUAAUUUAAUAAAAUAUUCUUAUUUAUUAAA
Myodes glareolus (Bank vole) is the source of this 3880-nucleotide messenger RNA. It is a transcript of the gene Cd274, whose product is annotated as CD274 molecule. NCBI's taxonomy places the organism in Eukaryota, Metazoa, Chordata, Mammalia, Rodentia, Cricetidae. Gene Ontology annotation, cellular component: external side of plasma membrane. Gene Ontology annotation, biological process: immune response; cell surface receptor signaling pathway; cellular response to lipopolysaccharide. The record is from RefSeq and is a predicted model, not a curated record.